UUCCCUUCUGCAAUAAUGUUGGCUGUUCUGAGAGAAGAGCUGAGCUGCUCCAUCUGCUUAAACAUUUACACAGACCCUGUACUGCUGCCGUGUGGCCACAACUUCUGCAGGGGCUGCAUUGAGAAGGUGCUGGGUGCCCAGGAGGGAUCUGGGGCUUAUUCCUGCCCUGAAUGCAGACAGGAGUCUGAGGAGCGCCCAACCCUGCCCAGGAACAGAACUCUAGGGAACAUAGCAGAGAAAUUCCUGACUAUUCACCCAAAGCCGAGGGAACAUGGGAUCCUCUGCACUUACUGCAUUCACUCUUUUGCACCUGCUGCUAAAUCUUGUCUCCUGUGUGAGGCUUCUAUAUGUGAGGCCCAUGUCAAGGUGCACAGCAAGUCUGAAGGACACAUAUUAACUGAGGCCACUGUUUCUUUCAGGAAUACAAAAUGCUCAAUACACAAGGAACUACUUAAAUACUACUGCUGUGAGGAUGGGGCCCCUAUCUGUGUGUCCUGCUGUCUGGUCGGAGAGCACAGGGGCCACAGGGUGGAGCUGCUGAGUGAGGCCUCUGAGAAGAAGAAAGAGAAACUGAGGAAAGUUGUGGAGAAACUGAGGCCAGAGAGAGAGGAGACUGAGAGAGGAGCCCAGAGACUGCAGGAGCGCAGGAGAGAAGUGGCAGAAAAAGCAGCCGGUGAGACAGAGAGAGUCACUGCCCUGUUUAGAGACAUCAGGGAACAGCUGGAAGCCCUAGAGAAGCAACUCCUGAGUGACAUCUCCAGGGAACAAGAGAAGCUCUCACUCACACUCACUGAUCUGAUGGAGCAGCUGGAAAUAAAGAAGGAAGAGCUGACAUGGAAGAUCCAUCACAUUGAGGAGCUGUGCAACAUGGCAGAUCCACUCAUUGUCCUACAGGAAUGGGCAUCAGAUGGAGCUGAGUUUUGUGGGGCUGUUAAUGACAGUAAUGAGGGAGAAGAAAGAGAUAAGAGUGAGGUCCCUGUUGUAGGCCUGAUCUCAGAGACAUUUCUCACAGGAUUAGCUGGGAUUGUGACUGGGGCAAAAGGAAGGAUCUAUGGGCAGGAGGCCACAGACCUGGUACUGGAUAUAAACACUGCUGGGAGUAGUGUUUUGGUUUCUGGGGACAAGAAAACUGUGUCCUGUACAGAAAAAAAACAAUGUCGCCCUCAAACCCCAGAGAGAUUUGAGGAAUGCCAAGUUUUAAGCAGCAGGAGUUUCCAAUCAGGGCGACAUUACUGGGAAGUGGAGGGCAGUGAGUGUGGGUACUGGUUAGUAGGAGCAGCCUAUCCCAGUAUAGAGAGGGGAGGAUGCCAGUCAGUUAUUGGGAAUAAUGGUAAAUCCUGGUGCAUGUACAGAUGGAGUAAUUACUAUCUAGUGAGACAUCAGGGUAAAGAGACCAAGUUGUCCCAGGAUCCAUCUUGCAAGAGAUUAGGGAUCUCAUUGGACUAUGAGGCUGGACGUCUGUCCUUCUAUGAGCUGAGUGAGCCAAUCAGGCACUUACACACCUUCAUUGCCCAAUUCACUGAGCCCCUCCAUGCUGCUUUCUCUGUGUGGAGGGAAGAUGGUUGGGUGAGAAUCAUUAGUUAGGACACAAUGGGAAUAAUGGGAAAUGCCAUCAACAGAAUGAACAAUAAAAGAACGGAUUUAUGGAAAAAUGGGAUUGUAGAGGAAUGGUGCCCUUUAGUUUUGCCAAUGAAAACUACAGAGAGGAAUAAGGAAAUUAUAGAUAAGUACUAACUAAUGUAAUUGCCUGAAUAGCAAGUGACCUGUAUACAGCAAUAUCCACAUAGAGAUGUUGUAUAUAGUAUCCAUCUGGCACCUCCAGUCCCUCAUUUAUAAUGCCCCACCCAGUGCAUCCCGCCAAUGCAUUAAGGUUGCCACUUGUUAGGUGGCAAAACUGCCUGCUGGGCUGACUGGGUCAAAACUGCCUGUCUGCUUUUCCAAAUAAGGAAAACCAACAGGAUUCCCCAAGAUUGACUUGGAGAUCGGGCAGUUGCAAUCUCCAGUCAUAGCCCAGUCCCUUACGUCAUCACACUGACCUGUUACAUCAUUGUCCCUCCCCUGUUAUGUCACAGCCCCGCCCACAGCCCAGUUACUACUGGGGAAAGGUGACAGCCCUACAAUGCAGGCUUCCCAGGGAGCCCUAAUAAGAUGCUGUAAAGGACAAGUAAUUGUGAGAGUAAAAUCUUAAGAGUAGAUAUUACAUUCAGGGCUUUUAAACACUUUGUGACCCUUGACACCUAUUUCUUUGGGCAAAGAAAAUGACUGAACAGGCUGACGUUACAGUAAUGUCGCCCAUUGUACUAAUCAUUGUACAGCACUGUAUAUACCUGCACAUGUAUAAACUGAUAAUCAGGGUGUGUAACUCCAGGGAAUGAGACUGUGGCUAAAUGUUCAUUAUAGGAAGUGUUUGUAGUGGAGCAGCUUUGUGUUGUGCAGCUCAGGUGUAGAUAGAGAAGGGCUGCUGUGUUGUGUGUCUAAUUAAAGUCAAAUUAAAUGCCUGUAAGUUCAAUACAUACACUGGCGCUACCAUAUCCCUAUAUAAAUAUUAGUAUUAAGAUUUUGCUCAUGCUCAGUACCUGGCUAUGGAUGAAUGCAGUCAGUGCACAUGUGCAAGGGUGAGACAGGUCACUAGCCUUCUGGAAGACACUGGCCAUACACUAUAAUAUCCACUCACCAUAGCCCAAAAUCUGCUAAUCUGAUGCUUUGGCCCUAGGGCUAGUGAUGGGCGAAUUUCGCACGAAAUACGCAAUUUUGGGCGUUUUGCGAAUUUAUUCGCUGGCGGUGAA
Xenopus laevis (African clawed frog) is the source of this 2786-nucleotide messenger RNA. Its product is annotated as E3 ubiquitin-protein ligase TRIM7. The record is from RefSeq and is a predicted model, not a curated record. The coding region runs from base 16 to 1584 and encodes 522 amino acids. Lineage: Eukaryota; Metazoa; Chordata; Amphibia; Anura; Pipidae. The transcript has a single exon.